Messenger RNA from Prunus armeniaca (apricot), 264 nucleotides. The record is from the annotation of a GenBank genome assembly. NCBI's taxonomy places the organism in Eukaryota, Viridiplantae, Streptophyta, Magnoliopsida, Rosales, Rosaceae.
AUGGGCAAGAGAGCAAUUCGUGCAGUUAGACUACCAUGUCAUAGCAGACAGGUGCCGGAACGACAAAGGUCUCCAUCUAAAGUCAAUGCGCUAGGUCCAGUUAUACAAAGUGUAUCCGGGGAGCCAACAAGUCACAUGAGACCCGUCUUACAGUUCGCACCACGACACCUGGGCGGGCGCUGCGAAGCGGGGGUUGGGGUGGGGGCGGGAGAGGAGAUAGGCUGUGUGCGGGUCGGGAAAAAGGCCACCACAUUAGUUCGCUAG